Messenger RNA from Fusarium musae, 1341 nucleotides. RefSeq lists its product as uncharacterized. Bases 1 to 1341 code for a protein of 446 amino acids. The transcript has a single exon. The record is from RefSeq and is a predicted model, not a curated record. Lineage: Eukaryota; Fungi; Ascomycota; Sordariomycetes; Hypocreales; Nectriaceae.
AUGGGUCUGCUUUCUCUUCCCCCAGAGAUUGUUGAUAGAAUAUGUAAACUCUUCUGCAGUCACUGUCAGACUGAGCCCCUCUCCCACUUCCCCCAUGAACAAGACCUGGUCACAUCUUGUCCAAGCAAAAUCUGGGAGCACGAUACCCAAGGAGUCAAAGCCCUCCUCAAUCUCUCUGAGACAUGUCAAGCGCUGAACACACUCACUCUGCCCCAUCGCUAUCACCGCAUCGAACUCAAGAGUGACCUCCUCUAUACAAAGGAAUUUAUCGCACACAUCCGAGGUCGUCGGCAUAAUGUCUUCGGACAUGUUCGCAGCCUCAGCUUGGCCUAUACAAAGGAAAUGGACGACUGCCGCAAUCAACUUCCGGAUAGCAUAAAAUCUCGUUUCAAUUUCUUCAACAUGGUCUUGCGUCAUGUGACACAGAUCCAGAUUCUACACAUACGCCUCAACUUGGAGCAUGAAAUCAAGGUCCACAGACGAACAACGCUAGAGUCACUGCGGUAUCUACACAUUGAGCGUGCCCAUGAGGAGUCAGACGAAUUCCCCCCCAGCCUACAUAUCUACGAUGUGCUCCGACAGGCACCCAAGAUCCACACAUUGGUCAUCCAAAUCACCAGGUUGUCCUGGUCGCUCGGAUCAGGGGAACUUGAAAAUGUCAAGAGUCUCAAACUUGUCAAUACCGUGGUUAAGCCAGAGUUCCUCGAAAAGAUUCUCGAAUCAUGCCCACAGCUUGAAUCAUUCGUGUUCAUCUUUUCCAAAAAGAUGUGUGACUGGCUGCAUUUGGGAGUGAGUGAUAUUACUACGCUCCGAACGCUGCCGCAUGUGCUUUCCUUACGACAAGAAACGCUACGGUAUGUUGAGCUUUACUGGGAGCCGUAUACUGUAUGGACAAGCAGAGCAGGGAUCGUGGGUUGUUUCAAGGGCUUGACCAACCUUGAGACGCUUAUCCUCGGUGGUGCAGGGUUCCGCUUCGAGGAAGCUGAAAACUAUAAGCCGUUCAAGACAUGCCUUGUCGAUCUCCUGCCACAAUCGAUCCGCCGCGUCGCCAUCGACUCAGAGACAAUGAGCCUCCAUGAACCGAUUUCCGUACUGGGUGAGGCGGUCAAAUGGGGCGCGUUUCCGAUGCUGAAGGAGGUCCGAUGCUAUCAUUGGGAGUUUGGGAGUUGGGCGAAUUCGAAGAGGAGAUCCACAGGUCUAUCUGUAACUCGACAGGAAGCCGAGGACAGGGGCGAUGUGGACAAAUCCUCACGCGAUCUACUAUCGCAGCUGAGCAGGACAUGUAACGUAUUGUUCAGUGCAGAGACCAAGGGGCUUUUUGAGCAUGAUGCUGGGUCCUAA